AUGCAAAAGUUUUUAUGCAAUUCAAAUUACUUCCAACAAAGAGCCAUUCUUGCACCCACAAAUGAAGUUGUGGAUUCAAUAAAUACAGAACUGUUAAAUAGUAAGCCUGGUAAAGAAAAGAUAUAUCUCAGUUCAGAUACUUUAUGUGAGUCUGAGGAUCAAACCGACUUUAACAUGGCAUUGUUUCCUCCGGAUGUAUUAAACAAAUUGCAUCUGUCAGGAUUACCUAACCAUAAAUUGGUUCUCAAAGUUGGAGCUCCGGUAAUGUUACUUAGAAACAUUGAUAAAACAAAUGGUCCGUGUAACGGUACACGACUUCAAGUAACAAAACUUGGAAAACUUGUAAUCGAAGCAAAGAUUAUUACUGGAAAUAAUAUAGGUCAUCAUACUUUGAUUUCAAGAUUGAAAAUGACACCGUCUGAUAAAAGAAUACCGGUGAAAAUUGCAUCAAGACAGUUCCCAUUAUCUCUAUGCUUUGCAAUGACCAUCACCAAAAGCCAGGGACAAUCACUUGAACGUGUAGGCUUAUAUCUUCCAAGGCCGGUUUUUAGUCACGGACAACUAUACGUUGCUGUAUCACGAGUAAAGAGCAGGAAGGGUUUGGAGAUCUUGAUAUGUGACAGGGGAAAACAAGUGUGUAAAACCACAACUAACGUGGUCUACAAAGAAGUUCUACAAAAUCUAUAG
Molecule: messenger RNA, 687 nt
Organism: Helianthus annuus (common sunflower)
Lineage: Eukaryota; Viridiplantae; Streptophyta; Magnoliopsida; Asterales; Asteraceae
Product: ATP-dependent DNA helicase PIF6-like
Exons: 1
Coding region: 1-687 (228 amino acids)
Source: RefSeq, a predicted model, not a curated record